GCUUUGCCGCUGCCCGAGCCAGAGUACAGGCCGAGGAAGCAAGCCCAGCACCCUCACCAACUAUACUGCAAAGACAAAGCAACACAGCAAGAACAGCUCCACUUAGUGAAUUUAACAGCCAACAAAACAAGCAACCAACAAAAGAUGCCAACAACUUUGAACUUAACUCCUUGAAGGUCUUCCCAACACUCACACAGCUCAUUGCCCAAGAUGCAACAUCCUCCAUACAGGGUCAUGUCUGGUAUGUCUGGUCACUGUGAUAAAAUAGUGUCAGGAGUUGAUGUAUGGAUGCUUAGAGAGCUGGGCUGCCGCUCAUUAGUUUGUUGUUUGGAAGAGCUGCCUGGCAAGAAAGAUCUGAUUAUUGAUGCAAGUUUGAUGAAGUUUCUGGAUCGUCUUUCACAAGCAGCCACUUUAAGAGAACAUGAUGUAGAAAAGAUCUUCCGUCUUGAGCAAGUUCCACCCUCAGGCCAGUGUGCCCAGCGCAUGUACAUGGUCCGAUCAAUUCCUGAUUCUGUGAAGUUUAUUGCAGAGCAUCUCAACCACCAUCAGCAAGAACUAAAACAAGAACAGCUUCAGUAUCAACAAAAAUCACAAAACCAGCAACAAAGCCAUAGGGUGCCUAUCAGCCGUAUCUUGGUGGUAUGUGUGCCAAGCAUAACUUAUUCUGUGGAGUGCCAGCUGGAAGAAGAAGGCUUAGCUGGUGGUGGCCUUGUGUCCUUGCAUUCCUUUUGCCCAGGAUUUGUUCCUUUGGAUGAUGAUUUGCUUACACUGGAGAUGCCAAAUUUUUUCAGGGAUGCUUUUGUGGAAGGGGACUUCAGCAGCUGUGCUGGUAUUGGCCAGUCAUUACACCUGCUGUGUAGUUUAUUUGGCGCUCCACAGCGCCUCUUGAGUCACGGCAGAGCUGCCCACGCUGUCAUCACUUCAUUCCAACGACUCAGAAGUGACAUUGACGAAUCUCACCAUUCUACAAAAACUAAAUCUCAGAUUGGCCACCUUUUCAUUUUGGACCGCGAUGCAGAUCUUGUGACGCCCCUCCUGACGCAGCUCACCUAUGAGGGCUCCAUUGAUGAGCACUACGGCAUCCACGCAGGAGUAGUUGAGCUGCCUGAGAACUUGAAUCCUGAUGCCAACAAGCCCAGUGCCUCAAAAAUUAUGCUCAAUUCCAAGGACUCGAUAUUUGCUUCGGUGCGUCAUAAACAUUUCGCUGGUGUGGCCGGAGUGUUGGUAAGACGAGCUAAGGAAAUUCAAACAAGGAAAGAAGAAUCAAAGAAGAUGACGCCCGCACAAAUGAAAGAGUUUGUUGCAUUUGAUCUGAAGCAGCUACAAGCGCAGCAGAACAGCAUUUCUCUGCAUUUGUCAAUCUGCGAGGCAAUCACGAAGGCAACUCGACGAGACUUUGAUGUUCAGCUAACAACUGAACACGGAUUGGUCACCGGUGCUACUGCUGCUAGUGAAGCCAAGACUUACUUUGAAGACUGUUGUGCUAGACAACUUCCUUUAUCUUCUUGCUUACGACUGCUCUGUUUACUUUCUCUGACUCAGAGCAAUGGCUUGUCAUUGAAGGAAUACGAAUCACUCACUUCGCAGUUAGUGGCUGCUUGUGGACACAAGCAUAUUCUUACCUUGUUUGACUUGAGACAGGUUGGACUGUUGAACGUGUCAGACUCGGCCUCGAUGGACCAACCACAGAGCAGCGCCAUGCGGGGACUGCGACAAGCCGCUUCUAACCUCAUGAGCAAAGGGCAAUUUGCUGCGUGGCGUUCACUAACAAAGUUUUUGAAACUUAUCCCUGAUGCUGAAGAGUUGAUUGAUCUUCACAAUCCUAGUCAUCUUAGCUACGUUUUCAAUGGUGCCUACACUCCCGCCAUCGUUCAGCUCGUGUCUCAGUGUCUGACUGAUGGCUUGCAGAGCAUAAGCGACGCACUUAAACUUAUCCCUGGGUCAACAACUUCGUUUGGCUGGUCUGGCGAUGCCACGCUGCUGCCUCCUGUUGUUGUUGUGCUCGUUUGUGGUGGUGUCACUUUUGCGGAACUGGCGGCCUUCCGAUUGCUGGGAUUGAGAACUGGGAAGAGAAUUAUUGUGGCUACCACUGGCACCACAUCGGGGAAUAAGCUUAUGAACAGCAUUGCAAAUGGCUCAUAACCCAGGAUCUUGGUUGAUGCAUUGAGUUUAAAUGUUUACUUCAGAGUUGUAUAUUAUAUACCUACUGUGAUUGAAUGGCAUCUGAGUUACAGAAAUUAACGAUAUUAAUUCUAGUGCUGGAAUUACCGUAAUGUGCAAUUCUUGAAAUAUCAUAUGCGAAUCUAUUGGUUCUGAAAAGUGUUUUACAAGUGUUUUCCUCUAUCCCGAUGUGACCUAAGUGAUGAGACUAACUCAUUUCUCAUCGAUUGCUUCUUUUAACACCUCGGAAUUCUGGCCUCAUCAUUACUUGUUAUCUAUUAUCGGCUAGAAAUUUGUUUAUAAAUUUCCCGAAACUUCAUUGUUAUUCAUUUCAGCAGACACUCUCAUCCAUAAAUGGUUAUCAUGCCGUUUUGCUCUUAAAUUUCAAUAGUGUUUAUGCUUUAUGUAACUCCUGAUACGAAUAUAAAUUAAAAUAUUUUUCAAGUA
Molecule: messenger RNA, 2607 nt
Organism: Hyalella azteca
Lineage: Eukaryota; Metazoa; Arthropoda; Malacostraca; Amphipoda; Hyalellidae
Product: vacuolar protein sorting-associated protein 33B
Exons: 6
Coding region: 211-2142 (643 amino acids)
Biological process (GO): vesicle-mediated transport; intracellular protein transport
Cellular component (GO): lysosome; CORVET complex
Source: RefSeq, a predicted model, not a curated record